Cladophialophora bantiana CBS 173.52 is the source of this 1749-nucleotide messenger RNA. RefSeq lists its product as uncharacterized. The record is from RefSeq and is a predicted model, not a curated record. Gene Ontology annotation, biological process: transmembrane transport. The coding region runs from base 1 to 1749 and encodes 582 amino acids. Gene Ontology annotation, molecular function: transmembrane transporter activity. The transcript has 6 exons. NCBI's taxonomy places the organism in Eukaryota, Fungi, Ascomycota, Eurotiomycetes, Chaetothyriales, Herpotrichiellaceae.
AUGGCAGAAGAAUAUCCGCUGAAGAGCCUAUCCGACGGUGUGUCGUCUCAAAACGAUGGCACCGCCGAGUGCAAGGGAGCCACUGCGGACAUUGCAGAAGCAGAAACGCAAUCACAGACAACGUCAAAAGCGCUCGCAACGGCACCAACGGCACCAACGGCACCAACGGCGCCUUCGUAUCCAGACCCUCUCAAACAGGCAAUACUAGUCAUUGCGCUGAUACUCUCCACAUUCAUUGUUGCCCUCGACGUGAGCAUCAUCGCCACCGCUAUUCCGACCAUCACAAAGGAUUUUCACAGUGUCGACCAGGUCGGAUGGUAUGGCUCCGCCUUUCUCAUGUGCCUGGCCAUGUUUCAGGGCUUUUGGAGCAAGGCAUACAAAUACUUUCCGCAGAAGAAUGUCUUCCUUUCCUGUAUCUUCACUUUCGAGCUUGGAAGUCUUGUGGCUGCUCUAGCUCCCAAUAGCGCGGCCGUUAUUGCUGGUCGUGCAGUUCAGGGUCUCGGCGGCGCAGGCCUCACCUCAGGAUGCUAUGUCAUCAUCGCAUUCAUUGUACAGCCCUCGCGCUUAUCCAUGGUUAUGGGUUUGUUUGGCGCCAUUUGGGCUUGUGUAUCUGUCUUGGGCCCUGUGCUUGGUGGAGUGUUCACUCAAAAUCUAACAUGGAGAUGGUGCUUCUGGAUCAACUUGCCUAUUGGAGGCGUAACGUUUCUCGUCAUCCUUUUUCUCUUCAGCACACCAGCACACUCCCGGUCAGGCAAAGCUCCACCAUGGAGACAAUAUCCUCGCGAGUUCGAUGCUUUGGGAAUUGUUCUGGGGCUAGGAGCCUGGAUCUGCCUGCUGCUCGUGCUGCAGGAUGGAGGAGUAGAGCACGUCUGGAACUCCAGCUUCUCCAUUGGCUUGCUCGUUGGUUUCUGGCUGUUUGUCAUCGCCUUCGUUGGCGCCGAGUGGAUACAGGGCGACACUGCUAUCAUUUCGAAGCGACUUUUGAAGAGUCGUACUGUUGCAGCAUGCACCAUCUACAGCUUUUUGUCCAACACGGGUGGGGUCUCCCGAACCUACACCCUUCCCAUUUACUUUCAGGCUGUCCAAGGCGUCUCUCCAUCGAAUAGUGGUGUGCGCACAAUUCCUAGCGUGCUAUCAUUCUCUCUGGCAUCUCUCAGCUGUUCCAUCAUGCUAGGAAAGGUUGGAUACUAUCAGCCUUUCCUUUGGGCUGGUGGCGUCUUGAUCACGAUUGGAUCUGGGUUAUACUAUACAUUGGAUCCGGGCUCGUCGGCCGGGAAAUGGAUUGGAUACCAAAUCAUCGCAGGGAUCGGGCAGGGCGCCGUCAUUCAGCUUCCGGCUAUGGUUGCGCAGAGGCUCUCAGCGCGACAAGAUUUGUCUGUCACUGUGGGGAUGGUGAUGUUUGCCCAAUUCGUUGGCGGAGGCUUCGGGGUGUCGACCGGUCAAGCCAUUCUCAACAAUCGCCUCAUCGAGACGCUCCCCGUUGGCAACUCGGUCGUCACCCCUGCGCACGUGCUUACUGCAGGUGCUACUGGACUCCGAAAAGCGUUCCCAAACCCUCGAGACCUCGCCGCCGUUGUUGCCUCGUACAUGAUCGGUCUCAAAGACGCAUGGCUUUUCACUACUGCCGUGAGCGGCGCUGCGUUUAUCGCAGCCUUUGCUGCAGAGUGGAGGUCCAUCAACGAGCAGCCCGCGCCAAAUGCAGACGCUCCGAGCAAAUCGCCAUCUUCGACAGAGGAAGUUAAAGCAUGA